Paraglomus occultum is the source of this 366-nucleotide messenger RNA. The record is from the annotation of a GenBank genome assembly. Lineage: Eukaryota; Fungi; Glomeromycota; Glomeromycetes; Paraglomerales; Paraglomeraceae.
AUGACAUGGGGUAAAAUUGGAGAGUUAUACUCACCUGAACAAUUGAUAUUUCUUGAUGAGAGUGCGAAAGAUGAACGGUCAUUAUCACGAGGUUAUGGUUAUGCAUUCGCAAAUGCAUGUGCUCAAAAAAAGGUAGUAUUCGUUCGUGGAAAGCGAUAUACAAUAUUACCAGCACUAACAGUGGAAGGGAUUGUUGCUGUUGAGAUUAUGGAAGGCAGCUGUGAUAAAGAAAAGUUCAGCGAGUUCAUCCUGUCACGGGUGAUUCCAUGCAUGAAUCAAUAUCCUGGCUCAAAUAGUGUGAUUGUUCUGGAUAAUGCGGCAAUUCAUCAUGGAGGAGAGUGUGGGUCUCUAUUGUUGAAGGACUAG